AUGGCCGGGUAAGCAGGCUGGCGGCGAGUCACGGGAGCCGUGAGGGCAGCGGGGGCCCGGGCGCUGGCGGGCCCUCCCCCGGGGGCGGCCUCCCCGGAGCCAGCGGCCCACCUCCGCCCUCAGCGGCUGCUGGUCCGGCCCGGCGGGGUGGCCCAUCCAGCGGCCCAAGCGGGCCGGGCCGGGGCCCCUCGGGGCCUGCGGGGCAGGUGCCCGGCGGGGGCGGAGAGGGCGGCCAGUAUGGCGGGGGCGGGGGAGGCAGCCUGGAGGACACCCUGGAACAAUGGAGCCGCAACCCGCUGUUGUGCUGGUUGUGCGAGGAGCUGUAUGAGGAGCCGUGCCUGCUGGCCUGCUACCACACCUUCUGCUCCCGCUGUCUCAGGCCCAGACUGCACGACGCCAAGAUACUAUGUCCGCUGUGUGGGAAGGUGACGGCCCUGAAGGAGGGUCAGCUCCCCCCGCGGGACAACCUGAUGGUCUUCCUGGUGGAGUCGUCCUGCGAGGAACGGCCGCAGUGUGCCAACUGUGAUAAGACCAACCAGUCCGCCAUGUUCUUCUGUAAUACCUGCGGCCAGGUGCUGUGUGGACACUGUCGGGAGGAGACACACAGGGCGCGCAUGUUCUCACUCCACGACAUCAUCCACAUGUCCAAAAGAGGGAAAGAAGUCAACAGAAAGUGCGCAAUGCAUGGGGAGCCGCAAAUCAUGUUCUCCACCACCAAACGCACCAUGCUGUGUAUCACCUGCUUCAGGGAAUCCUCCAUCGACGCUCGCCUCCACUGCAUCGACCUCGACACCGCCUACACCCAGGGAUGCAAGAAGCUGGACCGGGCCGUCAUGCUUCCCGGGGAGACUCUCAUCCCUAUCGACACAGCCUAUACCCAGGCCCGCCAGAAACUAGACCGCGCCGCCAUGAGUAUUCGAGAGCUCCAGAACUCGGUGCGGGACGGCGUGAUCCUGUUCAAGGCGCUGCUGGACGAACUGCGGAAGAACAUGGAGACGGAGAAGCACAACAUCAACACGCUCUCCGAGAACCUCCAGGAGACGGUCAGACGAACCCACGACGUCCUCAUGCGCGAAGUGGAUGGGCAGUACGAGGUGAAGGACAAGCUGUUUCGAAGUCAGUUGGCGUCGCUGGGGGCCCUGCUGCCGAUCAUUCAGGUUCACCUCCUCAUGUGCACCACCUUCUCCUCCUCCGCCUCCAAGUAUGAGUUCCUCGACCUCGUAUUUCAGCUCAUGGAGAGACUGGCGGCCAUCGCUCACCUCUCGCACCCCCUCAGCUCAUUCCCCAGGCCCGGCCAGAGCAGCCAGGUGCGCAGCAACUUCAAGAGCGAGUUCUCGAGGAGCCUGGAGCCGCUGCUGUCCGUGAUGAGCAAAGGGCGCGGUGACCCCCACGCCGGCGUGCCCUCAGGGUCUUCAGGCUGCAGCGAGAAGCAAUCGUCUGAGGGCGGGUGUGCGUCGCGGCCCCCCUCUGCCGCCUCCGUCAUGGGGCCCCCCUCCUUCGGGAUGCCCGGCUCCCGCCGCUCCCUCUCCGCCGCCAAGCUCAAGAUCAUGGAGAGCGGUGGACCCUUCGCCGAGCACUGCAAGACCCACGAGAAUAAGUUUCGACAGGAACUGACGGCCAAGUUCACGCGGCUCAAGGAAGAGGCGCAGGAGCUACACCGCGACGUCACGCUGCGCCGGUGUCUGACGCGCCGCGGACGGGUGGAAGAGAUCGUGCGGGAGUGCGCGGCCCUCGAGGAGGAGUUCCAUGCGUACUCCGACGAGAUGGAGGAGCUGAGGGGGGUGUUCGACGCAGCCUGGGACGAGCAGAUCCAGCGGGUGUACGCCGAGCAGGAGGUGUUCCAGUCACAGGUAAACGACGUAGUAAGUCUGAGGGACGAGAACAAGCGUCUCAUGAUCAUCGCGCAGCAGCUGGAGCCGUACAUCCGUUCUAUCACGGCCCUUAUGGAGAGGAUUUCGCCCAAACUUCAGGUCCCUCAGGCUGGUGCAGCCUCCACGGUGUCCGUCGUCGAUUCCAGCGAGAAUAUCAUGCAGCAAAUCCUCGAUCAGAUCAGCGCCUGUAAGCCAGACCAGCAACAGAGGGUCGAAGGGCGGGGGUGUGCUGACGGGGCAAGUCGAGUCUCUGGCCCCGUGGAUGACCCUGCAGGUGGUGGUGGUGGUGGUGGCGGUGGUGGCGGCCUCGGGGGUACAGGAGGAGGGUCUUCCAUGCUUAUAGCGGGGAUCCCUAAGCCUCCAGACCCCCCUCACUCCCGCCGAACUCCCGAACAGGAAGAUGAGGAGCAGGAGAGCGAUCAUGCACAUGGAUUCUCUCCAGGGCCGGGCUCAGGCCGGGCAGAUCCGGGCCUCACUAGGGACGGGGACAAGUACCGAGGCCCCCUGUCGCCCGCCUCCUCCAUGGGCUCCACACUAGCCUCCUCUGUCCUCGGCGGCUCCUUCGUCGAGGUGCGGCGGGCAGAGCGCAUCAUCGGACGGAAGCGCCAGAACAGCGAGGGGGACUCGUUGGUGUGGGAGCGACAUCGAGGCUGUGAAAGCGAGAGUGAGAUGGUGUCGUCGACAUCUUCGCUGCGACUCAACCAGCGGCGAGGAUCAGAGGGAAGUGACGUUGAGGAAGUGAAAAAAGGCGUUUUUAUGCAGCUUCUUGAAAAAGUUCGCCUACGUGAUGAGAAAAAGAAACAAGACUACGAGAGCGACGUAGACGAGGGUCGCGCCUCAUCGCGGGAGCGCGGCGCCGUCGGUCGUGUGAUGCACCGCCUUCCCCGCGCCAAGAUCCAGCCCGACCACCACCCUCACCGCUACCUCGACCUCGCCGCCGCCGUGUUCGAUGCGUCAGCAAUUCCUGAAAGACCCAAGUCUGCCUGUGAUAACACGCUGCUACGCGCCGCCGCCAAACUGUACUCUGGCAUGGGGUCAGUCCGGGCCCUGGACCACGAGCCCACCGCCGCGCAGUUCGAAGAAAUGCGGGAGGCCCAGGCUAGGGUGGCAGCCGCCAUGUCUCGCUCCCGAGAGGGCUCGCAGGGGCGGGCCCGGUCGGCGGAACGAGAAGCGGCGGGCAUCAGAACUCCCAAGGCCGUGCCCGUGCCACAGGUGCCCCAGGGAGGGCAGGGCAGGGCCGGGGAGUUCAGCAUGGGCGAGGUGAAGGCCAUCGUGCACGCCGAGCAAAUGAGUGGAACCAGCCGCAAGUCUCCGGGCCGCAAGGACAUGGACUCCAUCUACGCCGUGGCCACCGUGCCCCGCAAGUCAACCUCCAAAAAGGAGAACAUCUACGAAAAUGUGCCGAUGUUGGCCGAGCUGGCAAGCGGCCGCUCCUUCCGCGACGACCCCCACUACCGACCGGUUUUCAAGAAACAAAACUCGCUGGACGCUCUUCCCUCAGACUGCGGGCGGGCCGGGGCAUCCAAGAAGAGUGACGGCGGCGGGGGCAGCCAGGGGGGGUCCCGCCACGGCACCCUGAGGAAGGCGGACAGCUUCGAGGGCCACGAGGAGGCCGUCAAGACGCUUGUGGCCGCCGUGCAGGAGACCAGGAGACGCAAAAAGACUAAAUGAUCGUCUGUUUUAGACUUAGAUUUCAGAGAAGUCGUCUUUUUACACAUAUUUUCAUGCUUGUCGUUGCCUGUAUCCGAGAAAACAGUAAUUCAAAUUUUCAAAUCGAUUGUGUGCAGAGUUAUAAAGUGUAGACCCCCGUCAGGUGGCAAGGCAGCGCAUCACAACCACGUACGCGUUGAAACGAUAAUCACUGACAAUAUGCACGACAAGUCCGAUGUUACCAAAGAGUUUGUGCCGAGUCUCGAGUGCUGAGUUUCGUGGCGAGAGAUACGUACAGUGCCGAGGCAGUGCCGCGCGAGGGUCACUGCAACACUGCUGAGUCUGUGUCCAAACAGUAAGUGGUGUAUGUCGUCAGUCAGUCAGCCAGUCGGUGCCCUGACGCCAGCGUGCCAGGAGCCCCGACUGGCCGCCACCAGGCUGCUCAACCCGCCGCCGCCGCCGCCGUCGCCCCGGAGCUGCAAGGCCUCCCUCGCCCCGCCAAGCUCAUCCACGCGGUUAUUUCAGGUUAUUUUGACGACGCACCUUUGCAUAUGCUCCAGGCAUGACUAGGUUAAGGCCCUCAAGGCUCCAGGCCCGACGCGUCUCAGGUUCACUCGGCUCAAGACCUGCAGACGAGCAUUGUGGGCGCUGCGGGGCUCAGCGAGGGCUCGGCGAGGGUAAUGAUACUGUGUGUUAAGGUAGUAUUUUGUACACGAGAGGUCCUGUAGUGGUCACGGAGCCUGCCGCCGGACGCAGUAGCCCCGGCCAGGCGUCGCGCACUGGCAGGGCCGCCCCGGCUUUCUCUGUUGCUGCUCAUGAUGGGCUCCACGACACUUGGGUGGCGCCACUUCGGCCCAUCCCGGCGCCGGAGCCAGGGUGUCGUCCACGCCAGCCCCGCCCCCUCCCGGCGCGGGAGAGGAGGGGCAGGGAUGUUGGGGGCGGUCACGUGGGACACACGGGGCAGGGAAGGGCAUGGGCUACCGGGAGGAAAAGCCAAUUUUUACAAAGUUGCUCGUUAUACAACUUGAAGACAAUCCAUACCAGUUGUGGCACUUCGUGUGCGUGGAGAAAUUACCGAUUCGAAUGGAGGGAUUAAUAAAGUGUUAUGGAUGCACACUCAAGACUCGGCCAGACGCCAUCCGCCCUGCCCCGCCCCGCCUCGCUCCAGGCCCGCCCCGAGGCGCCGAAACCAAUCAAAACUUUCCACACGAGGGCGCCACACCGUCGCAGUAGGUCAGUCAGGAUAGGUCAGGCCACCUCCCGUGCAUGAAGCAAAUGCAACCUAAUCAAAAUCUUAAAGGAUAAUCAACCGCACAGAUUUAGCUUUUGUAUCUGUAUAACUUGGCUUUCGUUGCUAGAGUAACUUUAAAUUUCCCUUGUAUCAGACGCGCGCACACACAAUCUCUCUCUCUCUCUCUCUCUCUCUCUCUCUCUCUCUCUCUCUCUCUCUCUCUCUCCAUUAAUGUGAACCGUUUAAUCAGUCUGUUUGGUCUUGGGUUCUUCGCACGGUCCUCCUUCGCUUCCCUUCCUCCCCGACGCUCGCCGACAACCCCGUUCAGGACGCACCUCCCUGCCUCCCUCUGGUCUUGCGUUGGCCCCUCAUAGCCUGAUAUUUUAAUAGUUUUUUACAUAAUAUUUGUAGAUCUAGGAAAUUAUGGUCGAUUUACUGGGUCGGUCAGGCAUUACGGUAACCCAAGAGCAGAGGCAAACAUUUUGGGGAAUGGUUUAAUUAUUAGCCGUAGAGAAGGAACUCAGCUUGUUUUCUCCCAUCGACACCCUCUUGUAGGUCUCUCCCACUAGCUACCUAGCGCCUUACCCUACGACUUUUAGGAUUAAAUGUAUUAUACUUCGUUCUUGUAAUAAAAUUAACGCAUAAUUCCACAUAAUGUUGGGAGCUUCGUUCUCCAGAAGAGCGUGAGGCAGGAGCGUGAGUGUGGUCGACGUAGGAGACUGUACCGUAUCGGGAUGCGGUUUUCUUUUUCCUUCCUUUAGGCAAACUGUUUGUAUCAUUUAGACCAAGGCAGAGACGAAGGAAGCGGGAGCCCCGACUGCCCGCGGCUAAACCAUAGAAAUAGUUGGUUGAGGGACGGAAGAGAACACGCCCCGCGAGUGUUAGUUUACUCGUUUGUUUAAUUUUAGUGACUGAACGAUGUUACGAGUUCGAGGGUUCAUGGAAAAGACGAGUGAGGGUUUCGAGUGCAUGGAUGGAACUUUUUCGCCACCAGUUAAGGACCACGAGUGUGAGGAAGGAAAGAGAGACGGCUGUAGACAAAGAAAGAAAAAGCAAGUUGAACAGUGGCUGUGCAAAUGAUUAUUUUUGUGAUGCGAAGAAAGUCUGAAAAACAAGAGACAGAAAGAGAAGACAUCCGUGACUGCAAGCAAGGAGUUCAUGGGUGUUAGUUGGUCAGGUGUUUUGGUAUGCGAAUGAAAUCUGUAAGAAGUGAAAGAAGAAAGCUAAAGAUGAUAUCCGUGGGUGCAAGGAGUCAACAGUCGCUGGUUCUUGGUGCAAAUGAAGCCUGAAACAAGUCAAGCUGAAGAAAAUGGAAGGAAAGGAACUGGAACUCGAUCCGUGUAAUGAUUUGACACUUGUCUGUUUGUUGGCUGGCUUUUGAUGGAGUAUGUUACGAGUGAAAUAAAACGAGUAAAACGAGAAAGAGAAGAAUCGAAGGCUGCAAGUUGUUCAUGAUUGUCGGUCGGGCAUAGCUGGUUUUUGGAUAGGAAGAAAGUCUGGAACAAAUGAAAGAAAACGGAGACAAAUAUAUCGCGGUUAGUUGGUUAGUGUGAGAGUGUGUGUGAAAGAGAGAGAGAAAGAGAUCGAUGGCCGCAAGUUGUUCACGGUUAAGCACAGUUGGUUUUUGGAUAGGAAGAAAGUCUGGAACAAAUCAAAUGAAAGAAAACGGAGACAGAGAAGAUAUCGCGGUUAAUUGGAUAGUGUGAAGAUGUGUGUGAAAGCGAGAGAAAGGGGAUUGUUCAUGGUUAGGCGCAGUUGGUUUUGGAUGCGAAAAAAGUCUGGAACAAAUCAAAUGAAAGAAAGCAGAAGAUAUUGCAGUUAGUUGGUUAGCGUGAAUGUGUGUGUGUGAAAGAGAGAGAGAAAGAUAAAGAGAUCGAUGGCUGCAAGUUGUUCACGGUUAAGCACAGUUGGUUUUUGGACAGGAAGAAAGUCUGGAACAAAUCAAUUGAAAGAAAACGGAGACAAAGAAGAUAUUGCAUUUACCUGGUUAGCGUGUGUGUGUGUGUGUGUGUGUGUGUGUGUGUGUGUGUGUGUGUGUUUGUCCUCCCUUCAGCUCACACCCAUGCUCCCGCCGCCUCUCCGUCGCCCGCCAGCAUCUCCCAAGUGGCGCCUUACGUAAACUCACCCCGGCAGCUGACAGAUUAUGCCAUGCGGAGUUGCUGAUGGACGCACGACGCUCGAAUCUGCAACUGUGCAUAAUGUAACUCACACAACACCACCAACAACACCGAAAACAGUACCCGCAACACCGCCACCACCACCACCACCACCACCAGCGACAACUACUACCACUACUACGACGACGACAACA
This is a messenger RNA of Eriocheir sinensis (Chinese mitten crab), 7063 nucleotides long. RefSeq lists its product as uncharacterized. Lineage: Eukaryota; Metazoa; Arthropoda; Malacostraca; Decapoda; Varunidae. The transcript is spliced from 14 exons. Gene Ontology annotation, molecular function: transmembrane transporter binding; Hsp70 protein binding; zinc ion binding. The record is from RefSeq and is a predicted model, not a curated record. Gene Ontology annotation, cellular component: perinuclear region of cytoplasm. Bases 471 to 3542 code for a protein of 1023 amino acids.